This is a messenger RNA of Scophthalmus maximus (turbot), 1450 nucleotides long. It is a transcript of the gene snapc3, whose product is annotated as small nuclear RNA activating complex, polypeptide 3. NCBI's taxonomy places the organism in Eukaryota, Metazoa, Chordata, Actinopteri, Pleuronectiformes, Scophthalmidae. The coding region runs from base 129 to 1277 and encodes 382 amino acids. Gene Ontology annotation, molecular function: core promoter sequence-specific DNA binding; bent DNA binding; RNA polymerase II cis-regulatory region sequence-specific DNA binding. Gene Ontology annotation, biological process: snRNA transcription by RNA polymerase II; snRNA transcription by RNA polymerase III. The record is from RefSeq and is a predicted model, not a curated record. Gene Ontology annotation, cellular component: snRNA-activating protein complex. The transcript has 10 exons.
AUUUAUUUAUUUUAUUUUGGUUUGUUCUGGUUCUUGUUGUGGGUAGAAAACUCUGGCUCACACUCCAACCCAGUAGGUGGCGGUAAUGCACCAUAUCGCUGGUUGCCAUCCGCUUGGUCCAGGUCAACAUGGCGGCGUCCGAGCUAUCCGCGAACAGCGACACAAACAUCCCGGAUUACGAAUACACCGACGUGAACACCAAGGCGUUUCAUGUCGGCUCGUUCAGGAACGAGUGGCUGAGCCGACUGAAGCCCGGCGACUGCUCCUACCGGCGGGAGGACGAGGACACGUUCGACGCCAACUUUGCUAAAGAGCUGGGGGUCGAUGCGGAAACGAUGGCCGAACUGAAAACCGUCUGCAGUCUGGAUUCACUCCGUUGCCACCCUGAGGAUCAGCAGCCUGACACGGAUGUUGUACCUCCAGACUCGACACUUAAAACACUGGUACAGAGGAGAAAGAGACAAGAUUACAGGGCUUCUCUGAAAUACAGCAAGAAUCGACAUGAGCUCUACGCAGAUGAGCUGGAGCGUUUAACAUUUGGGAGGAAACCAGAAGCAGUGGUUGACACGGUGCCGGAAGGAGAGGUCAUUCUGACCAUCAAUGUCUACUACCCCGCCGUUUAUGAGACGUACAACUACAUCAGACCCCACACGACUCUGCUGAUGACAGGCUCCCACAGCUUGGCCGAGCUCAGGGACGCCAUUUGUUGUGUCAGCGACUUGCAAGUGUGUGGAGAGUUCAGCAACACGCCUGACAUGGCUCCAGACUUCAUCAGCAAAGAUCAUUACAAGUCGGCUUUCUUUUUCUUUGAAGGAGUUUUCUACAACGACAUGCGAUUCCCUGAGUGUCAAGACAUCAGCAUGACGACCAUUGAAUGGGCAAAGUCCCACAACUUCCCAGCAUACAGCCAGGCCAAGAUGGAGGACACACGGUUUGUGGACCUGAAUGUCAAAGUGGGCUUCCCGUACCUCUACUGUCAUCAGGGAGACUGCGAACAUCUGGUCAUCAUCACAGACAUCAGACUGUCGCAUAUGAACGACUGUCUUGACAAGAAGUUGUACCCACUUCUUACUCACAAGCACAGGGUUACAACCCAGAAGUGUGCAGUUUGCCAUGUCUUCAUUGGAAGAUGGUACACCACCAACGACCAAUUUGCUCCCAGUGACCCGUGUCUCUUCUGUGACAAGUGCUUCCGCAUGCUUCACUACGACGCUGAGGGCAACAAGCUGGGAGAUUUUCUGGCCUAUCCCUACGUGGACCGCGGCGCCUUCAACUGAAGCUUUCCUUUUCGUAAAUUGCUAAGAUCACUGAUUUAAUGCUGUAUAAUACAGUAAAAAUAUCUUCGUAUUUCACAAAGAAAUGUUUUAAGGAUUUAAGAACAUUUGUUUUUUUAAUGUUCUGGUGUUUUCAGAUUUCUGUUUGAAAUAAAUGGUAACAUUUAUUGACUCAA